Branchiostoma floridae (Florida lancelet) is the source of this 657-nucleotide messenger RNA. RefSeq lists its product as uncharacterized. Gene Ontology annotation, biological process: signal transduction. The record is from RefSeq and is a predicted model, not a curated record. NCBI's taxonomy places the organism in Eukaryota, Metazoa, Chordata, Leptocardii, Amphioxiformes, Branchiostomatidae. Bases 47 to 637 code for a protein of 196 amino acids. Gene Ontology annotation, molecular function: protein binding. The transcript is spliced from 4 exons.
GAGCGAGUGUUAUUUCCACGGACCCCUGAGGAUCAUACUCGGAAGAAUGCCACUGCGGCCGAACUCGAACCUGAAGAUGCGCCCUGACGAGUCGGAGGUGGAGUGGGUGGAGAGAAUACGGACUUGGUACAAGGCCAUGUGGAAGAGUGAGAAAGAAAUCGACGAUAGACGUAGGAGAGAGUUGAAAGCUGUGACACAGAGUAUUGGUGACUACUUCAGAAGAGCGAAGAGACUAGGCGUGUCUUGGGUGCCGAUGGCGGCGGAGUUGGGCCUGACUCCCGUAGACGUCGCCGUCAUCAAGACAGACUCCAGAGACAUACAUGAACAGAUCGAGAGAGUGAUCUACCAGUGGCGUUACUACAUGGUCAUGGACGGCUUCAGCAUGAACAUCACGGUAGACUCCCUCAUCGACUUCCUCGAGGAGUCCUUGGUUUUCUACGACCUUCUGGACUAUCUCAACAAGACGGCUUUCAAGACGAUCGGGAAGACGUGGGUACCGAAGUACGAGGUCCCGCCGCGCAGACAGUCGCAGGACGUCAUAAACGUGGCCGCCGUGGGAGCGACAUACAGAUCCGGCAGUACGGCCAGCGUGGACUCUACUGCCUCGACCGACAGCGACCUCGAGGCUGACAUCUAGAGAGUGAACUGAUGAUGCAC